Sipha flava (yellow sugarcane aphid) is the source of this 1416-nucleotide messenger RNA. Its product is annotated as activator of 90 kDa heat shock protein ATPase homolog 1. Gene Ontology annotation, biological process: protein folding; positive regulation of ATP-dependent activity. The record is from RefSeq and is a predicted model, not a curated record. Gene Ontology annotation, molecular function: ATPase activator activity; protein-folding chaperone binding. Lineage: Eukaryota; Metazoa; Arthropoda; Insecta; Hemiptera; Aphididae. Gene Ontology annotation, cellular component: cytosol. The transcript is spliced from 9 exons. The coding region runs from base 175 to 1188 and encodes 337 amino acids.
UUUUCAUUAAGAAUGUCCCAAAAGGCGCUAGUGUGCUUCACCACAGGUUUUCAAUUUACUCAUUAAUUCUUUUGGCGGUGUAUACUCAAAUUUCCACGAAAAACCUAUUUUUUAGUAUUUCAAAUUUUAUUAAUUAUUUACAGUUGUUUUUUAGUUGUUCCAUUUUUUUUCAUAAUGGCUAAAUGGGGAGAAGGAGACCCUCGAUGGAUUGUUGAGGAACGUCCAGACGCCACCAAUGUUAAUAAUUGGCACUGGACUGAAAAAAAUGCAUGUCAGUGGUCAAAAGACAAACUUAAUGCUUUAUUGGUUGGUAUGAUUUUAGAAAAUGAUGUAGCGAGAUGUGAAAUUGUAAACAUUGAAACUUGUGAAGGAGAAGCUGUUGCUAAUAAUCGAAAGGGAAAGCUAAUAUUUUUUUAUGAAUGGGAUUUAACAUUAGCUUGGAAAGGACAAUUAAGUGGUUUUGAUAAAUGUAUUGAAGGCACCAUUAAUAUACCAAAUUUGAGUGAAGAAAAUAGUGUAUCUGAAAUUGAGAUUAAUAUUUCAUUGAAAGAAAUUUCAAAUGAAGCAAAUAUAGUAAAAGAUUUUCUUUAUCAUCAUGGACGAAGUAAAAUUCGUGAUCAAUUGGAACAAUAUAUUAAGGAUUUAAAAGAAGAAUUUUCCAAAGGCAUGAUUUUACCAAAAAAAGACAUUGAGAAUUCUUCAAAACUUAAACUGUCCAAAGAAUCAUUGAAUAGAAUUCACAAUUCUGAAAACGGGGCAAAAGAAGAUAAUACUAAAUCUAAAAUAGAUACUACUACUGUUGUUAUGGAUGUUGUAUUUCAAUGUUCUGGUGAUGAUUUUUACAAUGUGCUCACUACACCUGAUCUUGUAUCAGCCUUUACUCAUCAAUCUGUUAAAUUUCAAGCAGUUAAAGGUGGAAAGUUUCAAUUGUUUGAUGGAAACAUAACUGGUGAAUUUAUUGAACUUUGUCCCGGUAAAAAAAUUGUCAAAAAUUGGAGAACUAAGCAAUGGCCUGAUUGGUUGUAUUCUACUGUAACUGUUAAUAUAAAUCAGCAAGAAGACCACACAAAAGUUAAAGUUACUCUUGUAGGAGUGCCUAAAAGUGAUGAAGCUGUUACUCGUCAAAAUUGGGAGAGGUAUUACUUUACGCCCAUUAAAAGAACUUUUGGUUAUGGCAUAUUAUUAUGAGGUUGAACACUGAAUUCUUUAAUAUAAUUUUUUGUAUUUAUUUUGGAAAAAUAUUCGACUUUAAAAAUGUUUUGCACUUUGCUCGUUUAUGUGAUUACUUUAAAAUAUUGUAACACAUUUUCAAACGUUACUUACAGUCCUUAUAGAUGUUAAUGACUUAGGUUAAAACUCUCUUCAAUUUUCAAUUUCAGUCUUCUACAAUUUAAUGUUAUCUACAGAAUUUAAAUU